UGCAACAAUUACUUGGUUUAUCUCCACCGCUCCUCGAUCACUCCGAGAGAGCCACUCCGUGUCCAUCCUGACGACUUUUUCGCGCUACUGGACGCAGCUAACGGUCAAUUCUCAUCAUAAAGUUUCGCUCAAUCACUGCCAGCAGUAAUUGCGCCACGAGUUCAUUAAUUGGUUCAUUUGUAAUUGUUCAAACGAUAGAAAACCGACGAAUCAGCGGGAAAAUUUGAUAUGAGAGCGCGCGUCUUCUGAUAUAUUUUUUUUAUUCCAUUUUCCGGGGUCGGAGACUGAAUUUUGAGAUGGGAAUAAUGAUUUGAGUGGAGUCAUCGGCCCAGGUGGGUGAUUGUGAGAGUGAAGGUGAUAGUGGGUGCAGAUGUGGGCCUGACACUUGCUCCUGGAGAUUUUCACGUACUUUUGGGGGUAAAGGCGAGUGACGAUGGAUUUUCGGGCCCCAAUUGCCGGAAAAUGGGCCAGAGGACUCGCUGUCCUGUGCGCCUGCUAUUCAGCUCUGGGAUAUGGAAUGCUUCUGGAGGAGGAGAAGGACGCCAAGAAUUUUACAGCUUCUAUUGGAGAAUACGUAGUGUUCAACUGCCACCUUGAUUUUCCCCAUGAGAUACCGAUACCUUACAUUUUAACAUGGAACAGGGAAGGAAGAACUGUAUUCUCCUGGUACGAAGUACCGGGCAAUGAGAAGGCGAAUAGUAUACUAUCCAUUGCUGAUGACUAUUCAGGUAGAAUACACUUGCUCGAGGACAAUCUAUCCAGUGAUUAUGGACAUGGGAGCAUUAACCUCACGAAUAUCAGGGAGAGUGAUCAGGGAUGGUACGAGUGCAAGGUUGUUUUUCCAGACAGAUCCCCCAGUUCAAGGAAUAAUGGCACCUGGUUUCAUCUCAGCAUCGAAGGUGUGUCGCAACCGGGCGACGAUGUUGCAGGUGAAAAUCUUCUCGCUGUACCCCCCGUUAAUCGAACAGCAAUGGAGGGCGAGAUUGUGGAAUUUGAGUGUAUUGCAAAGGACAGUAGCACUGUCGUUAAUUGGCUAAGGGAUGGUCUUGAGAUCGAGCAGAUUGAGGAUCUCAGAGGUAGAAUAACAGUCAAUGAGAAUGGCACAUUGAUAAUAAGUCCUGCAGCAAUCGGUGACUUGGGAGAAUAUUCUUGUGUGGUAACUGAUGUCCUUGGAGAUCAGCAAUCAGCCUCAGCCUUCUUGAAUGUUCAAUACAAGGCCAAGGUCAUUUAUGCCCCACGAGAAGUAUUCCUCCCUUAUGGUAAAUCAGCCCUACUGGACUGUCACUUUCGGGCGAAUCCCCCGCUGACAAAUUUACGGUGGGAGAAAGACGGAUUUCUUUUCGACCCUUACAACGUCCCCGGUGUAUUCUAUCGGAGAAAUGGUUCAUUAUACUUCAGCAAAGUCGACGAAACCCACUCCGGAAGCUACAGUUGCACACCAUAUAAUGAACUUGGUACCGAGGGCCCCAGUCCUUCAAUUUCAGUGAUCGUCCAGAGACCCCCUGUAUUCACAGUAACCCCCCAACGUCUCUACAUGCGAAAACUCGGCGAAAGCCUGGAAAUUCCCUGCGACGCUCGUGACGGUGAUCAGUCCCAACGGCCAACAAUCGUCUGGUUUAAAAAGGACGGCUCACCUCUCCCGCAGGAACGCGCUAUUCUAAGGGGUGGAAAUUUGACCAUCGAAAGAAUUCAGGAGCAGGACAGGGGACUUUAUCAGUGUGCAGCGAGUAAUGAGGCUGCCACCAUCGUCGCUGAUGCUGAACUUAUGGUGCUCAAUGUACCGCCGCGAGCCCCGUACAAUCUGAAUGCCAACAGUAGUAGAAAUUCGGUGACACUAACCUGGGUCCCAGGAUACGUAAGGCCCAAGAUGGAAUACGCCGUUUGGUACAGGCCCACGGAUACCUCCGAGUGGAAGACAAUGAAGAUACCAUCGAAGAAGAUAACCGAAGCAACAAUUCCUAAUCUCUCACCAGGACGAGAGUACGAGUUUAUGGUUCUGAGUCAGGAUAAGCACGGGGAUGGAAUGUUCAGCAAGAGCAUUCGUGUCCUAACACAGAACACUAAAACAGGAUCUCUGGAUCGCAAUUCAGCGUCGGAAUUUCGGAGUACACAAGACGAGGAGGCGAAUGUGGAACCCCCACGAAACGUUCGAGUUCAAGUCACUGGCGAGGGAUAUUUGGUGACGUGGGAGCCACCGGUCGACGACAAGGACAUCAUCAAGAGUUACACCGUCAGAUGGUUUCGGGAUCCUGCGGAGACACUUUAUGGGAGAGCCGAGACCGUCGACACAUUUUACUUAGUUAAAACACUAGAAGAGGACACGAGCUAUAUAUUCGAAGUAUCGGCCAUUUCCAGGACCGAAGAUGUUUCCACUAGUGAACAAUUCACCCUGGAAGUGCCGGCAUAUCGUAGGAACCGAGCAAUUUCAAUGGGAAUUGUCGCAGGAAUAGCAUUCCUGGCAGCUGCCCUGGCAAUGAUCUGGUGGGCGCGUAAAAGAUUCUGCCAGCCUUCGUUAAAUAAAUGAGAUGCCCAGACGAGAAUGAGAGUUUAAUGAAUUCAGCUUGAAAUCACUAGCCGGCUAAUCCAUAUCACACGACGUAUACGUUAUUUUUAAUUGAUUGAUUGAUUAAAGAAAUAAUUUUCGGUUGAUUCUUAUUUAUUUAUUCAUUGUAGAUUUUUCUGUCAUCUUCGGCCAUUUUCGCGUCAGCCAAAUGCUGAUUCAAUUUCUUUAAAUUAAUGAUUAUCAACCAAAUUCGUUGUUAUAAACUGACCGACAAAUUUACGGGACUCGACGAAUUUUUAAAAUAUUUUUCGUCACGUUGUGCGGAAAGGCACCAUUUUCCACGGAAGCGUGUGGGAAAAUUCCCUUUCCCCACUCUGUGAAUUGAAAAUAUCCAUAACUCAUACGGACUUCAUGAAAAUGCAACAUUUUACGUUCCCUCCAGAUCGACUGUAAAUACAUAGUUUUUUUUCCAGAGAAUGAUGAAAUAAAGAGUCUUCUGUACAAGUGGA
Diachasmimorpha longicaudata is the source of this 3012-nucleotide messenger RNA. It is a transcript of the gene bdl, whose product is annotated as protein borderless. The transcript has 12 exons. Gene Ontology annotation, molecular function: protein binding. Gene Ontology annotation, biological process: cell-cell adhesion. The coding region runs from base 434 to 2524 and encodes 696 amino acids. NCBI's taxonomy places the organism in Eukaryota, Metazoa, Arthropoda, Insecta, Hymenoptera, Braconidae. The record is from RefSeq and is a predicted model, not a curated record.